Staurois parvus is the source of this 256-nucleotide messenger RNA. Lineage: Eukaryota; Metazoa; Chordata; Amphibia; Anura; Ranidae. The record is from the annotation of a GenBank genome assembly.
CAGGGGCGGGCUGACCUUUUGGAAACUCGGGCACUGCCCGAGGGCCCGGGGUCAGUAUGGGGCCCCAUGAGAUUCCCCGGGUACGUUUUUCAUAGGCUUUUUUGAGUUUGGGCAAGGACACAGGGGCCCCAUGAUCCCCUAUUGCCCGGGGGCCCCAUGCGAUGUCAGUCCACCCCUGGUUCGGAGUCCGCCCCUGACUGUAACAUACCUGCAUUAUUGUCCAGCUCUACUCAUUGCACUUCAUGUCACUGCACUG